UGUUUCCAAUAAGGUCAGUGCUUUCUGUGUUGUGGGGGUUGGCUGUGUAGGUAGAGCUAGUGAAGAUAACCUAUCAAGAUCAUUGAACUGUAAAUAAAAACUCUUUCAAAAAGGUCUCGCAUUGUGGAAUACAAUGUCAGAUACGGAGACCAAGCCUUCAAGUGAUGGAGGAGAGAAAAAGGAUGGAGAAUAUAUUAAAUUAAAGGUGAUCGGCCAGGACAACAGUGAAAUUCACUUCAAGGUGAAGAUGACGACACAUUUAAAGAAGCUGAAAGAAUCCUACAGCCAGAGACAAGGUGUUCCCAUGAAUACCUUAAGGUUUCUUUUUGAAGGACAGAGAAUUGCAGACAACCAGACUCCCAAAGAGCUUGGAAUGGAAGAUGAGGAUGUCAUUGAAGUGUACCAAGAACAGACUGGUGGCCAUUGGAAUGACUAGAAGAAAAUCCUCCUCGCUUUUUCUUUUUAUUGUUAUUUUUUAUUUUGUAUGUAUGACUUUAUUCUCUGGUUUUAUUUGCUAUUCCCAUUGAUAGGAAAGGAGAUCAUGCAACCAUCUGGAUCAAAAUAUCCCCUCCUGCCACCAUGAUUGCAGAAUUUUAAUAGAUGAUGUUGAGCCAGAAUGUGUGAAUGGAUGGAUAACAUUUCCUUCUCUUCAGCAGUGUUCAUUUCUUCUUUUUCUUUUUUCCUUAAUCCUUCUCACUUUCCCCCUUUCUCUCAUCUCUCUUGUGUACCUCGCAUACAGGGUACAAGUCAGGACGUGUGCUUAGUGAGAUCAGAUACAGUGACUUGUUGGGUUCUGCCCAAAACUCAGGACGAUCCCUCAUACUACUCCACUGCCUGUGUGUGUGUUGUGUGUGUGUGUGUGUGUUGUGUGUGCGUGUUGUGUGUGUGUGUGUGUGUGUGUUGGGGGGCUGUCUGUCUGAUUUUGAGUGCAAAGAAGCUUUCAUCUCAUGUCUCCAUAGUCUCUGUAAGCACCUCAUAGCUCUCGAGACCACAGUGUGGCCUACCAUGCUAAAUGUACUUCCGAGCCCUGUUGUGACGGGGGUUUGAUACUACAGCCUAAUCAGGAACCACUCCUAGAGUCAACACUCUUCCUCCGUGCAGAGCUGGCAUGAGUAGGCUUACCCUGAGUCAAGGGCAUAUGUGACCUCUGUAGGUGACUUCACAUACACAUGUUAAUUUCGGGCAGAAACUUUCAGGUGCUGAAGAUGAACUUAACAAUAGUACAAUGACGAGAGCUUCAUAAUACACCUUUGUGAUGAUGACUUCUCAUUUAUUGCUAAACAGAGGUGUGUUGUGGAACUUUAGCCUGCAGGUUUUGUCCUUAUAGUAAGCUCUAAUAUAAUGUAUAGAGCUUUCAAUCAGAGUAAUAUCUUAUGUCUGACCAUUGGCAAUAUGUUGAAGGGGAAACCAGUGCAUUUAUCCCUAAUCCUUUGCAAUCACAUACUGAUUGCUAUUCAGACCGAUUUGUUUUUUUUUUUUUUUUUUUUUUUUUUUAAAU
Molecule: messenger RNA, 1498 nt
Organism: Alosa sapidissima (American shad)
Lineage: Eukaryota; Metazoa; Chordata; Actinopteri; Clupeiformes; Clupeidae
Gene: sumo1
Product: small ubiquitin like modifier 1
Exons: 5
Coding region: 134-436 (100 amino acids)
Biological process (GO): protein sumoylation
Cellular component (GO): PML body; nucleus
Molecular function (GO): protein tag activity; ubiquitin-like protein ligase binding
Source: RefSeq, a predicted model, not a curated record